Thamnophis elegans (Western terrestrial garter snake) is the source of this 1062-nucleotide messenger RNA. RefSeq names its product hyaluronan and proteoglycan link protein 1 (gene HAPLN1). Gene Ontology annotation, biological process: cell adhesion. Lineage: Eukaryota; Metazoa; Chordata; Lepidosauria; Squamata; Natricidae. The coding region runs from base 1 to 1062 and encodes 353 amino acids. The record is from RefSeq and is a predicted model, not a curated record. Gene Ontology annotation, molecular function: hyaluronic acid binding. The transcript has 4 exons.
AUGAAGAGUCUACUUUUUCUGGUGCUGAUUUUUUUCUGCUGGGUUGAGCAUCAUGCUGCUAACUUCACUCUGGAGCAUGAUAGAAUAAUUCACAUCCACGAAAAUGCACCUCAUCUUCUUGUGAAAGCACAACAAACAAAAAUCUUCUCAAAUCGUGGUGGAAGUGUUACUCUGCCAUGUAAAUUUUACCGUGACAAUACAUUACCUGUCUCAGGAGUCCAUAGAGUUCGUGUCAAGUGGACCAAACUCACUUCAGAUUACCUCAAAGAAGUGGAUGUCUAUGUUGAAAUGGGCUAUCACAAAAAAAGUUAUGGUAAUUACCAAGGAAGGGUAUUCUUGAAGAAAAGCACUGAAAAUGAUGCCUCUUUGGUCAUCUCAAAUUUAAUGCUGGAGGAUUAUGGGAAAUACAAAUGUGAAGUCAUUGAAGGUUUAGAAGAUGACUCAGCUGUUGUAACUCUAGACUUGGAUGGCAUUGUAUUCCCUUACUUCCCACGACUGGGUCGCUAUAAUUUAAACUUCUAUGAAGCUCAGCAAGCCUGCCUCGACCAGGAUGCAGUUAUAGCUUCAUUUGACCAGCUAUAUGAUGCAUGGAGGUCAGGACUGGACUGGUGCAAUGCAGGCUGGCUCAACGAUGGGUCAGCGCAAUAUCCAAUUAGAAAUCCCAGAGACCCUUGUGGUGGGAAGAACACAGUGCCUGGAAUCCGGAAUUAUGGCUUCUCAAAUAAAGAACAAAACAAAUACGAUGUCUUUUGUUUUACCUCUCAUUUUACUGGCCGUUUUUAUUACCUAAUACACCCGACCAAGCUGACCUAUGAUGAAGCUGUGCAAGCCUGCAUCAAUGAUGGUGCACAGAUUGCUAAAGUAGGCCAAAUGUAUGCAGCCUGGAAACUCCUAGGAUAUGACCGCUGUGAUGCCGGCUGGCUGGCUGAUGGCAGUGUCCGAUAUCCCAUCUCCAAGCCAAGAAAACGCUGUAGCCCUAAUGAAGCAGCAGUACGCUUGGUGGGCUUUCCGGAUAAAAAGCACAAGCUAUAUGGAGUCUACUGCUUCAGGUCAUACCAGUGA